UGCUUUUUUACAUACUAUUUAGUACAGAAGUAUUCGGGAAGCCAAUGUUUGGGCCCAGAAAGUAGUUGUGUAAAGGUGCAGUGCUUGAUAGCUGUUAGUUUUACAGCAAAUUUACUUGAAAGAGAGAAGCUAGUUAGCUACGACAGGUAGUUAAUAUUAAUUAGCAACACAUCAUAUUUUAGUCAUAUUUUAGAAAGGUCAACGAGGAGCGUAAUAAAAAGUAGUCCAGUUAGCCAGCUAAUGUUUAGCUAUGUCGGUGUAGCUCUGGAGAUGACUAGCAAGCUCGGUUCUUGCUAGUUAGAAGUGCUAAGUGUGUGAAAUAGCUUCUCACAGCGUGUAACGUUAUGCCUCGGAGAAAACGAAGCACAGGUCAGAAUGAAAAACGCAGAAAAGUUCUUCACAGAGAGAAUAAUAACGACGAGGAGGAAGAAGAGGACAACACUCUGGUCAUCUCUGACUCAGAAAGUGAUGAAGAGAAAAAAGUCUGUGGCAGGAAAGUGACUCCAAGAACAGCACGACGCCUAGAGAGAGAAAAGAAGGCACAUAUGCAAGACAUGACUGAGGAUGAGAUGCUGGAUCUGGCUCUGAGACUCAGUAAACAAGAGGCAAACAGUGCUACCCAGAGAGAACAAGUGGAAGACGACAACAUGAGAAAAGCCAUUGCAGAAAGUCUUCAGGUCAGCUGCGAUCAAGCUUCAGAAACGAGCUCCAAGCGAGCCAGGUCCGCGGCAAAGCCUCACCAAGACCGAGACACUGUGACAGCGCACGUUCGGUGCAAGCUCUCCUUUCCUAGCAAGGAUGGGAAAGACGGUGGGAGCGACGAUGAAGUUCCAGCCGCACAGACGAGCGCUUUAAAACAUUCUGGGGAGGUCAGUCCACUACCACCGAUGCCUGAUCUGUCUCAGAGAACCUUGUCACAGCCUUCACCUCCAAGUCCGGCCCUUCCCUCUGUGCCUUCUGCAGCUUCUCAAGAAUCCCACUCUUCACUUCUGGCUAAACAGGAAUUUAAUGCACACUCUUCUGAGGACGAACCCUCACAGAGCAUCUCUCUGCUCGAGAGGUCACCUGUCUUCCUCCGUCAGUGCAGCGUGAGACUGAACCAGAACCUGCUGAGCACCGGUGGAUCCUCAAGGAGCAUCCCAUGUACAAACAGCAGCUCUCUCAGCUUAACCAGUUCUGACCGGUCCCAGAACAGCCCACCUCUUCCCAAAAGCCCUGUUUUUCCUAAGACUGACUCUAAAAGAUGCACUAAUGUAACACGGGAUAAACUUAGCGAUUGCACUUCCCGCAGCAGCUUUACAGACAGCGUAUGCAAACCUGAAGCCACAUUUCAAGAGUCUUCAAGCCAUAAAAGCCGAGAUUCCCCAAAACACCUUCCACAGAGCAGGAACGCUCAGCCAUCAUCGCAUGUUUCAGUGCCUGAAAAGGACAAGCAGGAAGCUGUCAAGCUGCAACAAGUAAAGGAUGGAUCCUCUCAAGGACCUGUGUCAGACAGAGCACCAAACAUGGAUGUGUCUUCGCCUGCAGACGCCAGACCUUUGGAUGAGUUCACCAGUCACAUGGUCCUUCAUUUGUCAGAUGAUGAUGAUGACGAUGAUGAGGAAGAAAACGAAAAGAUUAUUCCUCCAAGCCCAGUCUUCCCUCAGGACCGUGCGUCAUGCGCCGGCCAGCCAAAGCUCUCGCCAACGCAACCCUGCUGCUCUCCAUCUACAGCCAUCGCCACACAAGACUCACUUCAGACCAAAUCCCCUUCCCAAGCUGACUCUGACCAGCCAAAAGUUUCUAGAAAGUCUGCUGAUGCUAGACCCACACCACCAGUGGAAGGGAAAGGGGAAGGUUUUGUAUCAUACUACUGGGGUGUUCCGUUCUGCCCCAAGGGGCAAAGCCCGGAUGAUUACACGCGAGUCAUCCUCACCCAGCUGGAGGUGUACGAGAAGAGCCUGAAAGAGGCCCAGCGACAGCUACUGCACAAAGCUGACUGGGGUCUUCCAGUGUUCCCCUGCCCGGUAGAAAGACCACAUGGCAGGAGACUGAAGCGCCACCGAGCCCCUCAGCUUCUGGAGGAGGAAGAGGACGAGGAAGACGAGGGGCGAAACAAGGAAGAAAAAGCGAAAAAGAAAAAAGUGGAGUGGAAGGAGAGAGAAGAGUCUCAAGCUUGUUCGGAAGAAGGAGCGGAGAAUGGUCAGCAGGAAACGUACGUCGUCGUGUCCUCUCCUGAGACACAGGAGGAGCUUGGGCGGAAAUCACCUUUACUGUUUGGGCAGCAGGAGUCUACAAGUUCAGCAAAACCUUCCAGUUGUAGGAAGCCUAUUUCUCAGGACCUUUCUGAAGACACGAGGAUACAGUCUGAGCCUGAUGAGCGUGGCGAAGUUCAGAACGGAAGUUUUGAUUUGGAGAGCGCUGUGUGUCCAGAAACCCAGAUGACUGAAGACAACACACCAGAGCUGAUGGUGACCAGUCCUGCACAGUCGCAGUUGCAAGCAGAGACUGAUGUCAUGGAGGUGGAUGAAGUGAUGGAGCCACCAGCUGAAGCUGAGGAGAGGAUGGAGCAGGAGCGUCCAGGUGAGGAGCAGUCGUGGAGGGAGUCUGUUCCCUCUCAGGUAGAGUGUCCCAUGUGCACUCGCCUUUUCCCUCUCAGUAAGAUCGAGAUGCAUGCGGCCUACUGUAACGGCACUGUGGAGGACCAGGACCUGGACCAGCAGGACAACCUUUCACUAGGGAGUGCUCGAAGGAAGAGCGGGAGAAGAACUGCGAUGGAAGACGAUGUGAGGUUUGAGAAAUCAGAGAAAUGCUUCUUGUGUAAUAAGUUUUUCACAAGCAAGGAGUACAGCCAUCAUGUGGACCAGUGCCUUCAACAGAAAACACUCGGACCAAAGCAGGGAAAUGGCUUGCUGUCCGCCUUGAAUCGGACAGAAACGGUGCAUCUAGAUGACAGUGGAGCUGGACCAUCUAAUACUACAAUCAAAAACAGUCGCAGCCUUGCAGACGCGUCCGUGAUGUCUGGUGAUUCUCAAGCUGCAGGUUAUUACGUCAGCUCAUCUCCUAUCAAAUCCUUCACUCCCGAAAUCACGGACUGUCUCAUAAACUUCCGCCAGCAGUACUCGGACAGGACCAGCCAGAGACUCGGGAGGAAGAGGAAAUUUAAGAGAUAGCAUGAAAGUACGGUCCAAAGCAUCAAUUAUUGCUUUUCUUUUAUACCAAGGCUAAUUUGUGUGCCAUUUUUAUAUCAUUUCUAUGUUGUAAUUAAUAUCAUUAAAUGAUUUGGUAAUGUUAUUUAAGGUGCCUUGUUAUUUUGAAUUUUGUAGAUAUACUAUGUAAUGUUCUAUGAGACAAAAAAAGAGAAAGCGUUGAUGAAACACUUUUAUAACUCAUAAUAUAAAAUCGUUAUAAACUGAUGUUGCUUGUUUAAUCUUACCUUUACUUUUUGAUUUGAGAUAGAACUGAACUUUCAUUAUAUUCAGAGGAAGCUCGAGUAUGCUACUGUUUUCUUAACAGAAUGAUCUUUUUUAUAUUGAAAAUGUACAUUUCUGUCAAAUUGGUUAUUAAAACUUGAGUAAUCUUUAGUAAUAGGAGAUCAUUGGAGAAAGGUUGAUGGUAAACGCAGAGGUGGAAGAAAAAUCUCUUUCUAUUCACUGCAUUUUUAAACAUUAGUCAUUAGGCGACAUUUCACCAUCAGAAAGCUGAUUUAAACAUUUAGCACCAGAGAGCGGAAUUGAUCUAAAUUACUAACAAAUCUAUGAGACCUAAUAUCCAUGACUAAUCUGCUUCUAAGUACACUUUGUCACGGCAGUUUGUAUUGAGACAGCUAGCUAUUAGCAUUCAACUAUGGUCAGAGUUAUUAUCGUGCUAGCUAACAUUUGAAAGAUUAAUACUGAAGCGGUUGUUUUAAUCUUAGUUAAUGUUUUCAGAGGUUCUUGGUGAAAAGGCUACUAAUUUAGCAUCAGUAACUAAAAUCAGUGUUAUUUAAGGUAGAUGUCUUUUCCUUCUGUGAGUCCUUCUUGUACUUUUAUGUUCUUACUUUAAGACGUUAAUAUUUUUGGACUUUAACUGAAAUGAGUUGAAUAAGGUGAAGCUGUGCUUCUUUUGACAGAGUAUUUAUUCUGAUGAGUAAUUGCACUUUUACUUGAGUAAAGAAUUUCAGUACGUUUACCACCUUUGGUAAAAGGUUUAAUGUUGGUAAGCAAGCAUAAAAUCUUACUUUAGAUAAUAUUGGAUAGCUUAUUUUGAUGAUUCUGAGAGAACUCCAUGUGCUAUUCACACAUGAGAAUAUAUUGAAAUUUGAGAAUACUUACUGAGGAUUAUCAAUAGAUAGAAAGCUACGGGUAGAGCAGACACUUUUUUUAAUGAACGUAGGCCAAUAUAUUAUCUGUGCACAGUCUUAAAGAAGUGCAGGCAAAGGUCAGUAAUCUUUGCAAGUCAAGGAAAGAUACGCCUUUAGAAGCCACACAUAAUUGUAUAAUAGUCUUUGGGAAAUUACUUCAUCCUUAAAGUUUGUCCAUUAACAUACUUGUGAUUACAGGUUUUGAAGGAGUAUUGAAACUUUUGUCACUAAACUUUGAUCAGACUCUACUAAGCAAACUUUCAGAUCCAUAUAAAUACGUGCUACAGAUGCAAAUUGGAGAAAAAAAAACAAAAAAAAACAACAGGUGACAGUUUUCCAAACUUCAGCUGUCAGUUUGGGUGAGUCUGUGCCCACUGUAGCCUCAGAUUCCUGUUCAUGGCUGACCAGAGUGGAACCCGAUGUGAUCUUCUGCUGUUGUAGAUCAUCCACCUCAAGGUUGUGGCAUGUUGAGAUGCUUUUCUGCUCACCAUGUUUGUACAGAGUGGUUAUUUGAGUUAUUGUAGCCUUCUGUCAGCUCGAACCAGUCUGGCUGUUCUCCUCUGACCUCUCUCAUCAACAAGGCGUUUCUAUCUACAGAACUUUCCCCUCACUGGGUGUUUUUUGUUUUUCGCACCAUUCUGUGUAACCUCUUCAGACUUUUGUGCUGAAAAUCCCAUGAGUUCAGCAAUUCCUGACGUACUGAAACCAGACACCAACUAUGCCACUGAGUCCCUGUGAUGAUUUUUUCCCCCAUUCUGAUAUUUGAUGUGAAUAUUAACUGAAGCUUUUGAUAUGUAUCUGCAUGAUUUUAUACAUUGUGCUGCUGCUACAUGAUUUGGCUGCGUGGAAUUGCAUGAGCGAGCAUGUGUACAGCUGUUCCUGUAAAACAGGAAACAUUAAAGUGCCUGGUGAGUGUAGAUGUGUAUAGAGUGAACGGAUGAACAUGUAUAAUAAACCACUGAUACACAC
Pangasianodon hypophthalmus (striped catfish) is the source of this 5290-nucleotide messenger RNA. RefSeq names its product ubiquitin interaction motif containing 1 (gene uimc1). Gene Ontology annotation, cellular component: BRCA1-A complex. Bases 345 to 3152 code for a protein of 935 amino acids. Gene Ontology annotation, molecular function: K63-linked polyubiquitin modification-dependent protein binding; histone binding. Gene Ontology annotation, biological process: positive regulation of DNA repair; double-strand break repair. The transcript has 18 exons. The record is from RefSeq and is a predicted model, not a curated record. NCBI's taxonomy places the organism in Eukaryota, Metazoa, Chordata, Actinopteri, Siluriformes, Pangasiidae.